UAUCCUACUGCCUACUCUCUGUUUUUCAUCCUUGGACUUCCAGGUAACUGCCUAUCCUUGUACGUUGCUUGGAUUCUAAUGCGUAGAGGGAACAGCCUGGCUGUGUAUUUGGUGAACCUGUCCGUGUCUGACCUGCUCUACACCAUCAGCCUGCCUGUAUGGAUCAUACUCGCACAGAAGCAGCCAGUGGAUGACACCCUCUGCAGCCUCAUCGACGUGAUCAUGUUCAACAGCUUCUAUGUGGGUUCGGGCCUGCUGUGCUGUAUCUCUAUGGACCGGUACCUUGCUGUGGUCUUCCCUCUGUACUUUAAUUCAGUGCAUAAGGUGCGCACCGCUGCACUGGUGAGCCUGUUAGUAUGGAUGAUGGAGAUUUCUUUGCAAGUUGGGCUCCUGGUGUACACAGGGGACCUGCAGAAUUUCUCAGCUGCACGCCUGUGUGCCAUCAGCGAAUCCAUGAGCAGAAAGCAGGCCCACGUGGCUAUAAUCCGAGUGGUGCUGGGAUUUCUCAUACCUGUGCUCUUGAUGGCUUUCUGCUUCCAGCAGAUCAUCAUGUCUCUCCGAGCAAGCACUUCCACAUUGGCCAGCGAGCGCAGGAAGAUCCGCAACCUGCUGCUGCUUCUCCUACUCGUCUACCUGGUGUCCUUCGCCCCCUUUCAGAUCGUCAUGUUCCUACGAGGCCUGUUGGAGCCUGACAGCUGCAGCGCUGCCAGACGUCUGAGAGACUACUAUAUGGUGUUUGUUGCGACUACGACAAUUAACAGUGUGGCAGAUCCAGUUGUUUACUGCUUGUUGAGUGAGAGUGCAAAGACAGAGCUUAAAAGGGUGUUCAAUAAGUGUGAGAAUAAAUUCAGCAGAUUCAGUUUUCUAAAGAAGUCUGCACCAACUUCAACUACAGUUUAACAGCACGUUCAGCUGUGUAUGUGUGUGUGCGUGUGUUUCAACAACAGUACUUGUGUCUUAUUUUAAGAUUACAUAUUGACUGCCAUCUUCUUUAUCCUGUUUUGAAACCUCUUGCUCAUUAUCUGACCUGGGUUAUGACAAACUCAUUCAUUGUGUACAGUAAAAUUGUACAACUUACUUGCAAACCGCACACAGUCUUUUCAACUCAUGCUUUUCUUUAUUAAUAUGUAUUUUAAACAUAAUUUAAGAAAACAUGUGAGAACAUGUAUGUACAAAUUGUGUAUUAGAAACUAUUAAACUAUUAAAUAUAAGUAUGUGUAAACUUCAAGUCACAAUUUUAAAUACUAUGCGUUCUAUACUUUAUUUGAUUUGAAUAUAACUUUUUAACAAAGUAAGGGGAGAUUGCUGACUGGAGCACCAGAAUGUGGAGAGAAACUGAGGAAUGCUCAGAUUUGGAGUGUGCUAGCAUGCAUUAAGGAUCAAAUUGUUUUCUUCGCAUUGUUUUCUUCACUUCUGAUUAUUCUGGAGGAGACUUCUAUAUAGAUGGCAAGGAAGCCAGUACCCUCUCUCUGAUAAUAGUCAGAUAGGGGAGAUUUCAUAGAGUUAAAAGAGCAAGACUAGAGGUGAGGGGUUUAAAG
Molecule: messenger RNA, 1538 nt
Organism: Astyanax mexicanus (Mexican tetra)
Lineage: Eukaryota; Metazoa; Chordata; Actinopteri; Characiformes; Acestrorhamphidae
Product: ovarian cancer G-protein coupled receptor 1-like
Exons: 1
Coding region: 79-900 (273 amino acids)
Biological process (GO): G protein-coupled receptor signaling pathway
Cellular component (GO): membrane
Molecular function (GO): G protein-coupled receptor activity
Source: RefSeq, a predicted model, not a curated record